AUGGCCUUCCGUCAAAGCUGGGCCCAAGGGGACGACGCGCGACUUGGUGCUACUCAACAUGAUUAUAUUUAUGACCAGCCGUAUGGCUCCGGCCACAAUAGCUCGGAUGAUAUAAUUCGCAAGAAUCCAAUUGUCGACAGCUAUGAAUUGAAUUCUAUGAGUGCCGAUCCAAAUCUUGGGUUGAUGGGCAAGGCCGGCCAUGCCCAGUUGAAUGAGAGAGCGAGGCCAGGUGAUGCUACCUUUGCCUCUCCCUAUCUCCCAAAGCUAUGGACGCCGUUUUUCCUCCGCCGACUGGUGCUCUUAGGAUUUGCUGCCAUGUUCUUCGGUCUCAUGCUCAUCUUGGGGAUCUUGUACGGAGUAUCACAAAAGCAGCUUGGCCUUAGCACGGUAACCCCAAGCUUGUAUUAUCUCUGGCGAUAUGGGCCAACAGCAGUAUUCGCACUGAUUGCCGCUUUCUGGGGCCAAAUCGAGUAUCGCACCAAACAACUCGCCCCAUGGAAGAACAUGGCCGAUAGCCCUCAAGUCGUAGACCGGAGCCUGCUGCUCGAUUACGUAUCCCCUAUCAAUGUGGGCGUCUUCUAUCGCUCGGUCCGGAUGAGGGACUGGGCAGUCGCAGCCGCCGUCACAGGAUCUUUUCUGAUCAAACUCAUUAUUAUUGCAUCUACUGGCCUCUUUGCAGAUAAUUUCGUCCAUCUGAAUAUAGAAGUGACUGACCUGCCUGUCUUGGAUCGGUUUAAACCAGGGAGUUUGAACAUGAGCAAUUUAAAUUCGAGACCUAUACAUCGGAUUUACGGCGUCAGGGCCCUCAAUAUGACCUAUCCAGCCGGCACAACGGCUCAGCAUGCGUUCACCAAUAUUGAUACCUCUCCUAUCGACGACAGGGUAUCGUCUGUCAAUGCAACAUUAGAUGUUUUUACAUCAACGGUGCGGUGCGAGCUGGCAAAUAUCGAUCGAAUCGAUACCCACACAGUACAAGGCUCGUCAGGCGUUGUCAUGCUUCCCAAUGGAACUAGACAGGACAUUCCUCUAUUAGAUCCUAGCAAGAUCAAUCUCACUCUCAGCCUCUCUUCACCAAGCUGCCAUUAUUCUACGCAAUACAUAGCUCCCGUUGAUGAUGUGUUCGAAAUCUUAGAUGUUACACCCAAGAGCGAUUGCGCGGACCACGGACGGUUUCUGUACAUCUACGGAAUUACCACUAUCAACACUACACAAUCGGAUGUGGACAGAAAGUUGGUUGAUGCACAAUAUUUCCUAUGCUUGCCUCAAUACUCAAUCCUGCCCGGCAACGUUCUCCUGCAUGUCAACACAUCGGCUAGUCCACUGGAACCCGAGAUCUCGUUCCCUCCUACAUCCAAACCUCUGCAGGAUGGGGCCUCAGCUAUAUAUUUUGUCCAAGCAAUGUCGAAGAUGUUGAGUGACAACGGAGCGAUUAGAAUAGUGAGAUAUUUAAACGGCAGCACAUCGCAGAAUGUGACGACUGAUUUUCGUGAUUCGGGUUUGCUUCAAAACGGUCUGGAGACCUAUUUUACGCAAGUUAUUACACAAAUGGCUUCCAUCUAUCAUCGAGUAGCUGCCAAGAAUGAUACCACCGGGACACUCGAUAUAGCAGAAUAUAGGUUGCAUCUGCAGACCUUCUCGUUCGUCGUUAUUGAAGUAAUGUGCGGUUUACUUGUGGCCCUCUCCGUAUCGUUGGCAUUGCGCGCGAAGAAUACUGUGGUAUCAAGAGACCCUGGGCCUAUUGGUGGCCUCGCCGCCAUUGUGAGUCGCAGUGGCCGACUUGAGAGCACGCUACAUCAGUCAGGGAGUGCGAGCCUUUCUUCAACUCGGAAUAUCCUAGGUUAUUCGCGCUUUAGCACAACGACAUCGGCGACUGGGCCUCCUCAUGGGUUUGCAAUAUUGCCCACUAUACCCGACUCGUCUGAGUCUAAGAAAGAACCCGAAGACGAUACGAACAUGUGCUGGUACCGCCCGUGGACCACGACGUUUGGCGCGAAAAUAGCACUUGUGACGCUUCCAUUAAUGAUCGUCGCGGCACUGGAAGUGUGCUAUACCGCAUCCCGCAGAUCCAAUGGGUUGAGCCAGCUCGGUCCAGAUACAUGGGUUAGACUUGCGUAUACCUACAUUCCGACUUCGAUCCUCGUAUGCCUUGGGCUCUGCUUCGGUUCUCUCGACUUCACAACGAAAAUGUUCCAGCCAUAUAAAGCAUUGCAGCAUGGGGGUAUGCCUGCUGAAGCCACAAUAAAUGUUGACUAUCACAGCAGAGUUGGCCUGCAUGCGCUGUGGUCAGCCUUAAGGUUGAAGCAUAUCCCGGUUAUUUCAAUCUCCCUGGCAAUGGUGGCCGCUCCCUUCCUUAGCAUCAUCACCAGCGGUUUGUUCUCGACCGAUAUCCUACCUCAGUCAACAGACCUGAAUGUUAUCAAACAAGAUGCAUUUUCCUUGGACAACUUCCUUUCGGAAUCUGGACUCGCAGACGAGAAGGGCGCUGACCAAGGAUUGACUGUAGCGAAUCUUGUGAUCACAGACAAUGUAACUGAUCCACAAUGGACUCAUGGUACUCUUGCGCUGCCGAAAUUCAAGAUCCCAGAUCAAGUCCCCCAAGGUGAUGCCCGUGUGCCCAUAAACGGAAGCAUCCUGACAACCACUCUUCUUGCUACCCGUGGUCUUGCUAACUGCACCAUACUGCCUACGGAUCAGAUAACAAAUGCAACUUACAUAAAUGGGACAGUUGGUUCCAAAUCCACGGGAGAGCUGGUUGCCAGCGCGAUCCCGCCAAACAAGUGUGGCCGCAGUCACAGCAUGGCUUUCAACAACAAAACUAUGGACUUCUCAAUUCCAGUCAUGGACGGGAAGCACUUCGGGAAAUGGGAAUUCACUGAUCGACAAGGCUGGGAUAAUAAGACAUGUCCAACCUUUUGGAUCAUAAGUGGCCGGGUGGUAAACAUGCGGGCACAAGACGUUACGAUGCUUUACUGCUCGCCUUACCUUGAACGAGUACAGGCAGAAGUGACCGUAACACUCCCAGAUUAUGGCAUCGACCAUGACCGACCCCCUGUUGUCAAUGACAACAAUAGGACACGAGUAGGUGAUGCGACAAUGCCUUACCGAUGGCAGGAAUCUCUAUAUCUCCCGUUCGUGACCAACGAUACUCAAAACAUCAUGAACAUCAUCAGCGACGACCUUACGGGAGACGGCUUCUUCGGCGCCCUGACCAAGGGCAAAGACGGCAUCCCCAUCGCCCAGUUGUCCGGCUCAGACAAUUCACCCAAGCUCGCCUCCGCAGUCGAAAACUUGUACGGCAAAGUGAUAGCGCAAAUCAUGAACUUCCACCGUGUGGACCUCUCAAACGCUACCUCCCCCUUACAAGCCUUCCCAGCAACACUAAUAACACCCAACCGCAUAAUCCUGCGCCAAAGCCCCAUCUCCACUCGUAUUCUGGAUGUUCUCCUUAUCAUCAUGGCGAUCUGUGCAGCGCUCACAUACUGGUUUCUCGACACGACCAAGACGCUCCCCAAGAACCCGAGCAGUAUUGGCGCUGUCGCGAGCUUACUCGCUGGUUCGGAGAUGCUGAGGAUGAUUCCUGAGGGUGCAGAAUGGGGGAGGGAUUACCGGAUGUUUGAUGGUUGGUUCUUCGGUCUUGGGUGGUGGGGAAGCGGGGACAAGAAGAGAUUUGGCGUUGAUGUUGGGUCUGGGGAGAAAGGUGGUGAGGGGAAUCGAUUGAUAUAA
Messenger RNA from Venustampulla echinocandica, 3723 nucleotides. RefSeq lists its product as uncharacterized. The record is from RefSeq and is a predicted model, not a curated record. Bases 1 to 3723 code for a protein of 1240 amino acids. The transcript has 3 exons. NCBI's taxonomy places the organism in Eukaryota, Fungi, Ascomycota, Leotiomycetes, Helotiales, Pleuroascaceae.